AUGUUUGUGAUAACUGGUAAAAUCCUUUUAAUUACUCUCUUGUUAUUCACAGUGAGACAACUGGUGGAAGGAGUGCGCAUCCUACCUACUGGACUAGUCUUUCACUUUGACGCCAUAGAGGAUAGUUUCUUUGGAGUAUACUCGUGCGAGGUCAGGGUCAAUGAUGAGGAGGGAGAGCAAGUCAUCAGGGCAAACUUCCAACUACACCCUACACCACCACCACCACCAAGUGUGUUUCCACCAAGUAGUACAUACCGGGUACCACCAAACUCAGUCUUUGAAAUCAUCUACGGCACUGUGGAGAAUGGGGAACCGAGUAUUAUAUACAACGGGACGGAAAUCACGGACAGCAAUGAGGAAGCGUAUCGCCUGUUGAAAAACGAGAGCCUAGAUUGCACCAGGAGUCUGGUCCACUUGAGGAUCCUAAUCUUGGAUGAUACCCAUGUGACGUUCACAGAAUCCAAUUUGAAAUACUUGAUCGAACCCUAUGAUACGUACACGAAUAAUGAAGCUAAACAAAGAUGUGGAGAAUGGGAAGAUGGCAGCAAAGUUUAUUCAUCCUUAAAUGAGGAAACUGCCCGGAGGAAUGAGCGGCAUGUGAAGAAUUACAUCCCCAACCCAUGGAACCGAACUAGGAGGGAACAGAAUAGGGGAUUUUGUGAUCAUAUGAAGCGACCUGGGCUAUCAGAUACAAGGAGAGUUUUUUCUGCGUCGGUGCUUCUUAGGAGGAAACAGACUCGUGUAAAUUGUUUGUCAAGAGUAAAGAACUAGUGAAAGCAUAUGCUUCUUUUUCAAAAGGUAGAGUUCAACUCUAGACUUUCUUCAAGAGGUAUAGUUUGCUCUAGGUUUUGGGUUUCAUGGAGCUUUAAUUUAUUUCAAUCAGAUUAUGCACAGUUUGUAUUAUCAAUUCUGUAAAGAUACCAUACAAGGUGUAGGCUAUGCAAAUUGUAAAGGUUGAAUUUAACUCUGUUAACUCUGACAUUCUGUAUCUUAAAUGUGGUGUUCCGCAGGGAUCCAUCCUGGGCCCAUUAUUAUUUCUUAUUUAUAUCAAUGAUAUUUGUAAUGUAUCUAAAACUUUAAAUUACACCUUAUUUG
Molecule: messenger RNA, 1095 nt
Organism: Strongylocentrotus purpuratus (purple sea urchin)
Lineage: Eukaryota; Metazoa; Echinodermata; Echinoidea; Camarodonta; Strongylocentrotidae
Exons: 5
Coding region: 1-771 (256 amino acids)
Source: RefSeq, a predicted model, not a curated record